This is a messenger RNA of Ipomoea triloba (trilobed morning glory), 2150 nucleotides long. Its product is annotated as LEAF RUST 10 DISEASE-RESISTANCE LOCUS RECEPTOR-LIKE PROTEIN KINASE-like 2.1. Gene Ontology annotation, biological process: protein phosphorylation. The record is from RefSeq and is a predicted model, not a curated record. Gene Ontology annotation, molecular function: polysaccharide binding; protein kinase activity; ATP binding. The transcript has 4 exons. NCBI's taxonomy places the organism in Eukaryota, Viridiplantae, Streptophyta, Magnoliopsida, Solanales, Convolvulaceae. Bases 10 to 2052 code for a protein of 680 amino acids.
UUUCUAACUAUGUCUCCCUCUACAUUCUUCCUUGUGUUUCCCAUCUUCUUCUUCUUAAUCAAAUCAAACGCCGCAUAUGAAGAUGUUGCACUAUUAUUUGAAAAUAACCACUGCCACCCUCCCUCACCCUGCAAGAAAGGAGUGGAGAUUAAAUAUCCUUUCUGGAGGCUGGACGACAGUUCAUCAACCGUGUGUGGCUAUCCUGGUUUCGGCAUCGAUUGCUCAAACCCAGAUCCUGACUUCCCCCUUCUUUACCUUUCUGAUGAUUCUUUUCUCGUCAAGGAAAUCAAUUAUGAUGAGUUUUCAGUUACUCUUGCGGACGCUGAUGCAUACAAAAAAGAGUGUCCCAGGGCACGCCACAACUUUACUCUCACCCAAAAAUCUCCGUUGCUUUACGACCAUAAAGAUUUGAAUCUCACUUUCUACUUCAACUGCACCAAAAAUCCUCUUCCUGCUGCUGCUGGAGGUGCCGCCUAUCCUAUCGACUGCUUAAAUAAGUCAGACCGAAAGGCGUCCUACUUGUAUGUGGGAGCUUUGAAUCCGUACAAUUGGGAUUGGUGGGGAAUUUGUGAGGCCAAAGUGGAGACGACGGUGAUGGAAACAGAGGUAGUUGUAAAUGAUAUUGGAUGGUUAGCUAAGAACAUCGGCGGAGCUAUGAAUAGUGGGUUCAUGCUUCACUGGCAGCCGUUGGGCGAUUGCGGCCAUUGUGAGAUCCCCGACGGGUGGUGCGAGCAGGACAAUCAUUCUUUCGGCAAGUUUUUGUGCUUUUGCGAAAACGGAAACGUCAUCCGUGAUUGCCCUUCUAAAGGCAAAAGUGUGGGAAUGAAGAUUGGCAUUGGCAUAGGUGGAGCUGCGCUAUGUUUUGUGGCAUUUUGCACAAUUCUGUAUGCAUAUUGUCGACGACAAAAAGGCUAUUCUUCUGGGAACGAACUUGACUUGCAAGGCUCAUUCAACCACAGGGGCUGUAAUGGAGGAAUAUUUAAACAAGCAUCUCAAAAAAGAAAAGAAUAUGGGAAUCUUGAGGUGUUUAUGGAGCAAUAUGGAUCUUUAGCACCUACGGUUUAUAGUUUUUCAGAUAUCAAGAAAAUGACUAAUUCAUUCAAACACAAACUUGGCCAAGGAGGCUAUGGAGAAGUGUAUAAAGGCAAUCUUCAUAACGGUAUUCAUGUUGCAGUUAAGGUCUUAAACUCAACCAAAGGGAAUGGGGAAGAAUUCAUCAACGAGGUGGCCAGCAUUAGUCGCACCUCCCACGUUAAUGUUGUCAAUCUUCUAGGAUUUUGUUGCCAUGGUACUAAAAGAGCUCUGGUUUAUGAAUUUAUGGUUAAUGGAUCCCUCGAAAAGUAUAUUCAUGAAAAUAGCAUUCAUUUGGGAUGGGACAAGCUGUAUGAAAUUGCUCUUGGCAUAGCUAAAGGGCUUGAAUACCUGCACAAAGGUUGCAAUACUAGAAUUGUGCAUUUUGACAUAAAACCACACAACAUUCUUCUUGAUCAAGACUUUUGUCCCAAGAUAUCUGAUUUUGGAUUGGCAAAACUCUGUGAUAAUAAGGAGAGCACCAUAUCUAUGUUUGGAGCUAGAGGAACUAUUGGCUAUAUUGCUCCAGAAGUGGUUAGCCGGAAUUUUGGAACCGUAUCACACAAGUCAGAUGUGUAUAGCUACGGAAUGAUGGUUUUAGAAAUGGUUGGUGGAAGAAAGAAUGUUAAUGAUAAGGUGAGUCAUAGUUCUGAGAUAUACUUUCCCCAUUGGGCAUAUCAAAGGCUUUUGCUAAAUGAGGAUUUAAAGCUUCAAGGGCUUAGAACGGAAGAUGAAGAAGUAAUUGCAAAGAAGAUGAUACUGAUAGGAUUUUGGUGCAUUCAAACAGAUCCAUCACACAGACCAUCAAUGAACAAAGUUAUUGAGAUGUUAGUGGCUAGCUUGGAAAAGCUUGAAAUGCCACCAAAACCUUUCUUGUAUUCAUCUUCACACUCAGGGGAUAUUUCUACAGCAAUAUCACCUAUAGUGCCAUUACAUUCUUUUUUAAGUUCGUCAUGCACCAUUAGCAUGAACAUUGAUUGAUAAAAUUAAGCAUAAUAUAUAUACCAUAGUUGAUAUGAGUUUCCAUAACAUUUUACAGACCUAUAUAUAAUGAUCAAUUUGAAUGUGUGUACAUUUAA